Fraxinus pennsylvanica is the source of this 573-nucleotide messenger RNA. The record is from the annotation of a GenBank genome assembly. Lineage: Eukaryota; Viridiplantae; Streptophyta; Magnoliopsida; Lamiales; Oleaceae.
AUGGAAAACCAGCAUCGUGCUCCGAAUGAAGGCAGCGGCUAUGAAAACGAUUCAACUCGCCGACUUUACAAUCCGUAUCAAGAUUUGCAGGUCCCGAUACAAACCCUGUACAAGCUCCCCACCUCCCCGGAGUAUCUCUUCCCGGAGGAAUCCCGCGCGCAACGCCGUUCAUGGGGAGAGAAUCUCACGUACUACACCGGAAUAAGUUACUUGGCCGGUUCCUCUGCCGGCGCCGCAAAGGGAUUUGUCUCCGGCGUCAAGUCCAUUGAGUCCACGGACACCAUGAAGCUGAAAAUCAACAGGGUACUCAACGGGUCAGGUCAUACCGGCCGCCAGAUUGGAAACCGGUGUGGGGUCAUAGGACUGCUCUUCGCAGGCCUUGAGAGCGGCAUGGUCGCAUAUAGAGAUACAGAUGAUGUGAUCAACAGUGUGGUCGCGGGACUUGGCACGGGGGUGCUCUACAAGGCGGCAGCCGGACCGCGUUCUGCAGCCGUGGCAGGGGCGAUAGGCGGUGUGCUCGUCGGGCUCGCUGUUACCAGCAAACAGGCAUUGAAACGAUACGUGCCGAUCUGA